UGUGUGUGUGUGCAUGUGUGUGCGUGCGGCUCACUGAGUGUAUGCGUACUGACACCUGGCGCUCGCCCUCCCUCGCUGCUCACAUUGUGGAGAGCUCUCUGCCUGUCUGGGCCAUUCUUUACCUCUCUCUCUCUUUUUCUCCCUCUAUCCCCCUCUCUUCCCUCUCUCUGUCUUUUGUCCUCUUCUCUCUGGCUUUUCUCCCCGCGUUGUUUUUUUUCCUCCUCGUCCCUUUACAAUCUCCUCCUUUUGUUUAGGAUUUCCUUUACUAUGGUGCAGGAUUUUUAUUGCCUGGGCGGACGCUGCGCUCGACUGACAAAGAUGGUGGGAGCGAGGACUUGGCAGACCCCCGCUCGCCCAGUCUAGACCCGCACCUGAGCCACGUUGGCCAAGGUGGCAGCAUAGACAGCGACUGUGCCUUUGAAGGAGACUACGCCGUGCCCCCGCUCUCAAUGACCGAGGGCAUGCAGCACAUUCGCAUAAUGGAGGGCGUGUCACGCUCAUUGCCCUCCUCCCCGCUGCUCACCCACCAGACCAUCAGUGUCAGGCUGCAGCCGGUGAAGAAGCACACAGCCCCUCUGCGGAAAGCAAAGUUUGUGGAGAGCCCUCGCAUUCCACAAUCAGAGCUUGGCUCCCCUACACACACCUCCACCACUGCCAAGAAUCCAGACCUGGACACAUACUGCCCUGGGGAGUCAAGCCAGGAGCUGGGCCCCCCUCCGUCGGUGGAUGAGGCAGCCAACACAUUGAUGACGCGCCUGGGUUUCCUUCUGGGAGACAAAGUGAGCGAGGGGCCAGCCGGUACCCAGUACAGCAUGGAGGAACCCGAGGCAAGACAGGGCCAGAACCAGAGGAUCAGCCCGUGCUCCACCCUAACCAGCAGCACUGCCUCACCCCCUGCAGGCAGCCCCUGCUCCACCCUCCCUCCUGCCAUGCCUGGCCAGGCCGGCAACAAGGACUGCGCCUACGGCUCCGUCACCAGUCCCACCUCGACACUGGAGAGCAGGGACAGCGGGAUUAUCGCCACAUUGACCAGCUACUCGGAGAACAUGGAGCGAGGCGGCAAAUACGGCGAGGGCUCCCGGGGAAACCUGAAGCUAUGGCAGUCCCAGAAAUCAGGCAUGGACUCGUUCCUGUACAGGGUGGAUGAAAACAUGACCGCCUCCACCUACAGCCUCAACAAAAUCCCUGAGCGCAACCUGGAGAGCAUGUCCUCCCACUCUGCCCACUCCAUCCCUCUGUACCUCAUGCCCCGCCCUAACUCUGUGGCUGCGACCAGUUCAGCCCACCUGGAGGACCUGGCAUACCUGGAUGAGCAGAGACACACUCCAUUACGCACCUCGCUGCGCAUGCCCAGACAGAGCACCACCUGCGGGCCGGGUCGCUCCGGGCAGGACCUGAGAGUGCGUUUUGCACCUUAUCGGCCUCAAGACAUCGCCCUCAAACCUCUGCUGUUUGAGGUGCCGAGCAUCACCAUGGACUCUGUCUUCACGGGCCGCGAGUGGCUCUUCCAGGAGAUCGACGCCCACCUCAACAGCCCCAACGCCAGCACCAACCGCGGCGUGGCAGUCGUGGGUAACAUCGGCUUCGGCAAGACCGCGAUCAUCUCGCGCCUUGUGGCGCUCAGCUGCCACGGCACCCGCAUGAGACAGAUUGCCUCCGACAGUCCUCAGGCCUCGCCCAAACAUGGAGAGGGGCUCCCUCUCACUCAGCCCCAGCCCACACACGGCACCCUGGGAGGAGGCAGCUGUCCCGGGACCCCUGAGAUGAGGCGACGUCAGGAAGAAGCCAUGAGGAGGCUGGCAUCUCAGGUGGUGGCGUACCACUACUGCCAGGCAGAUAACGCCUACACCUGCUUGGUGCCGGAGUUUGUGCACAACGUGGCGGCUUUGCUGUGCCGCUCGCCGCACCUAGUCGCCUACAGGGAGCAGCUGCUGAGGGAGCCGCACCUACAGAGCAUCCUGAGUCUGCGCUCCUGCGUCCAGGACCCCCUGGCCUCCUUCAGGAGGGGUGUCCUGGAGCCCCUGGAUGCACUUUACAAUGAGAGGAAGAUCAGCUCCGAGGAGGAUCUCAUCAUCCUCAUAGACGGUCUCAACGAGGCAGAGUUCCACAAGCCGGACUACGGAGACACCAUCGUGUCCUUCCUCACCAAAACCAUCAACAAGUUCCCUCCCUGGCUCAAACUGGUCGUCACAGUCAGAACUACGCUACAGGAGAUAACCAACGCACUGCCGUUCCACCGCAUCUCCCUGGACGGCCUGGAGGAGAACGACGCCAUCGACCAGGACCUGCAGGGCUACAUCCUGCACCGCAUCCACAGCAGCCCGGAGAUCCAGAACAACAUCUCGCUCAACGGCAAGAUGGACAACACCACCUUCGGCAAGCUCAGCGCCCACCUCAAGGCCCUGAGCCAGGGCUCCUACCUGUACCUCAAGCUCACCUUUGACCUCAUCGAGAAGGGCUACCUUGUGCUCAAAAGCUCCAGCUAUAAGGUGGUUCCAGUCAACCUGGCCGAGGUGUACCUGCUGCAGUGCAACAUGCGUUUCCCCACGCAGUCUUCGUUCGAGCGGGCGCUUCCACUGCUCAACGUGGCCGUGGCCUCGCUUCAUCCGCUGACUGAUGAGCAGAUAUAUCAGGCCAUCAAUGCCGGCUCGCUGCAGGGCACGCUGGACUGGGAAGAUUUCCAGCAACGUGUAGACAACCUGUCAGUCUUCCUGGUGAAGAGGAGGGACGGGACCAGGAUGUUUGUUCACCCGUCCUUCAGGGAGUGGCUGAUCUGGAGAGAGGAAGGAGAAAAGACAAAGUUCCUCUGCGAUCCGAGGAGCGGUCACACCCUGCUGGCCUUCUGGUUCUCUCGGCAGGAGAACAAGCUGAACAGACAGCAGACUAUUGAGCUGGGCCAUCACAUCCUCAAAGCACAUAUCUUCAAGGGCCUCAGCAAGAAAGUUGGGGUUUCCUCAUCCAUCUUGCAAGGCCUGUGGGUCUCCUACAGCACAGAGGGCCUUUCAGCUGCACUUUCUUCACUCCGAAACCUCUACACUCCCAACAUCAAGGUGAGCCGACUGCUGAUGAUGGGGGGCGCCAAUGUAAACUACCGUACAGAGGUGCUGAACAACGCCCCCGUCCUGUGUGUCCACUCCCACCUGGGCUACAUGGACAUGGUGGCUCUGCUGCUCGAGUUUGGCGCCUCUGUCGACGCUCCAUCUGAAAGCGGCCUCACGCCACUGGGCUACGCCGCUGCUGGAGGACACAUGGCCAUUGUGACUGCACUUUGCCGCAAGAGAGCGAAGGUGGAUCACCUGGAUAAGAACGGCCAGUGCGCUCUGGUUCACGCAGCUCUCAGGGGCCACAUGGAGGUGGUGAAGUACCUCAUCCAGAGCGACUGGUGCAUGGGCUCCCAGCAGCAGCAGUCGCCACAAACCCAACAACAGGCGGCCUUCACCAAGAGCCACGCGGUCCAGCAGGCGCUCAUCGCUGCAGCCAGUAUGGGAUACACCGAGAUUGUGUCCUACCUGCUGGACCUGCCAGAGAAAGAUGAAGAGGAGGUGGAGCGAGCUCAGAUCAAUAACUUUGACACCCUGUGGGGGGAGACAGCUCUGACUGCAGCCUCCGGUCGGGGGAAGCUGGAAGUUUGUCGUCUGUUACUGGAGCAGGGGGCGGCUGUGGCCCAGCCCAACAGACGAGGCAUCGUCCCGCUGUUCAGCGCCGUCAGACAGGGACACUGGCAGAUCGUGGACCUCCUCCUCACACACGGCGCAGAUGUCAACCUGGCUGAUAAGCAGGGUCGCACUCCUCUAAUGAUGGCCGCCUCAGAGGGACACCUGGGGACUGUGGAGUUUUUAUUAUCUCAAGGAGCCUCUCUGUCUCUGAUGGACAAGGAGGGGCUGACCGCUCUGAGCUGGGCCUGUCUCAAAGGACACUUACCUGUCGUCCGCUGCCUGGUGGAGAGCGGAGCCGCCACCGACCACGCAGACAAGAACGGUCGCACGCCCCUUGACCUGGCGGCCUUCUACGGUGACUCUGAAGUGGUCCAGUUCUUGGUCGACCACGGCGCCAUGAUAGAGCACGUAGACUACAGCGGGAUGCGUCCUCUGGACAGGGCGGUGGGCUGCAGAAACACAUCGGUGGUGGUCGCCCUGCUCAAGAAAGGAGCCAAGAUAGGAUGUCAGACGCUGCCCAGUCGGCCCCGAGGUCCAGCCACGUGGGCCAUGGCCACCUCCAAACCCGACAUCAUGAUCAUCUUACUCAGCAAACUCAUCGAGGAGGGGGACAGCUUCUACAAGAAGGGGAAGGUGAAGGAGGCAGCGCAGCGUUAUCAGUAUGCCCUCAAAAAGUUUCCACGCGAAGGCUUCAGCGAGGACCUCAAGACUUUCAGGGAACUCAAAGUAUCGCUCUUCCUCAACCUGUCCCGAUGUCGGAGGAAAAUGAACGACUUUGGGAUGGCUGAGGAAUUUGCUACGAAGGCACUUGAACUGAAACCAAAAUCCUACGAGGCGUACUAUGCCAGAGCACGCGCCAAGCGUAGCAGCAGACAAUUUCCUGAAGCCUUAGAGGACCUGAAUGAAGCCAUGAGGCAGUGCCCCAACAACCGAGAGAUCCAGCGGCUGCUCCAGAGGGUGGAGGAGGAGUACCACCAGCUCAACCAGGAGGAGCACCAGCAGCAGGACCUGGAGCUGGAGCCUCCUCCCUCCCCUCCUCCUACGCCUCCCCCGGAAGACGAGGAGUCCCUGUCCCUGUCCAUGCCUCUCCCCCCUCCCCCUGAGCCCCGACUGGAGGACAUGGAGCCCGUCCAGGACCUGUUUGAGGACGAGGACUACCUGGAGCAGGAGCUGGAGGCCAUGUCUGUGGGUCUGCCUCCGCCCGAGUCUCUCACCAACCCCUCCAGCCUUCCCAUCAUCCAGAGCCCGCCGCUGUCGCCGACGCAUCCAGAUCAGAUCUACUUAGCUGGAGGUUCGCCCAUGGGACAACCGUACGAGUAUCACCCCACCUCCUCCUCUAUGUCCUCCCCGACCCGCGCCUCCUACCAGCCGACAUCGCCGUCCCUCUCCCCGACGCAUCAGAACCACUACCGACACAGCCCGCCUCACACCUCCCCGGUGCACCAGUCGUCUUACGGCUUCAGCCCGCCUUCUAUGGGCAGCGGGGGUCAAGGGAUGGACCAUCAGAGUCCUCCGCCGUCCCCUUUACGCCGCGCUGCUCAAUACAGAGCCAGCCCGCCUGUAGAGAGCGUUUGUCUGUACAGGUCCCAGUCCGGGUCGCCUGUUCGCUACCAGACAGAGCAGCUCCCCGGCCGACCCAAAUCUCCCCUCUCCAAGAUGAGCAGCCAGCGUUCGUUCCAGCUGACCUCGCAGCAGUCUCUGUCCUCCCACCAAGCCCAAGGCCUUCGCCUGCAGCCUUCGAUUGCCCAAAUCGUCCGCACAAACCAGCCCAACAGCCUCUACAGCGGCCAGAUGGGACACUCCAUGGGUGGUCGCUACCAGGGGGACGUCGAGAGCCGCCUCGUGUACCAGCCCUCCCUGGAUGGGCGGUCCAUGCCCCAGGCUAGCCUCAGCUCUGGGGCCCUCUGUCAGCACGGCGGCCGAGGAGGGGUUAUGGAGUCGGGCCUGUUGAAGGACGAGCUACCCCAGCGCCCCUCCUCUGCCUACCGCGCCAGCAGCGGGGGCCCGGGGGGCAUCCGUUACAGCCAGACGCCUCAAAUCAGCCGCAGCCAGUCCGCCGCUUACUACCCCGUCUCUGAACAUGUUCUAGAGCGAGCUAACGCCAUGCCCCCCUGCCAGCUGGGCUCCCCUGAGAUCCCCCACAUGGUGAGACGCCCCGUCAGUGCCAACACUACUGAGAUGAAGCAGCACGUGCCCACGCCGAGGCCACUUAUCCACUCACAGAGCGUCGGCCUCCGAUUCUCUCCGUCCAGCAACAAUAUUUCAACCGGAUCCACCUCGAAUUUAGCGCCGGGUUUCAGGCCGUCCACUUCCAUUCAACAGAUGGAGAUCCCCCUGCAGGCCACGUACGAGCGCUCCUGUGACGACAUCUCUCCCAUUUCUCCCUCUCAAGGCGGCGGCGGGCUGUACCCGGGCGAGACCACGCGCUCCCGGAACACGCCCUUCAUGGGCAUCAUAGACAAGACGGCGCGGACUCAGCAGUACCUGCAUCAGCCCUCGCGGUCCAGAGCCAUGACAUCCAUGGACUCCGCCAUCAGCCCGACGUCGCCCGGCCAGCUGGUCCAGCAAGGCUCCACUUACAGCCCCCCUGCGUCGCUUGGCAACAUCGCCUACUACAACAAGACCAACAACGCCCAGAACGGACACCUCUUGGAGGAGGACUACUACGCCCAGACGCAGCCGCCGUCGCUGGGCAAGCUGGCCAACGGCUCCCGUGGCGGUGGCGACAUCCUGGAGCGGGUCAGCCAGGUGCCCACGUACCCGGAUGUGAAGGUGGCGAGGACUCUUCCCGUGGCGCAGGCCUACCAGGACAACAUGUACCGCCAGCUGUCGCGUGACUCCCGGACCCAAGGCCCCACGUCCCCCAUCAAACCAAAGAGACCAUUUGUGGAGUCUAAUGUGUGAUGUGAUUGGCUGGUUGGACUCGGCUCGUUAGUGGGAGAGGAAGAAAAUCGACAGCUGCUGACCCCGGACGAACUCAAAGAACUCAUCAGAGAGAAGCCCACACAGCCGACACACACACACACACACACACACACACACACACACACACACACACACACACACACACACACACACUUAGGGUAUUAGACUUUAUCUCAAAAACAUAACUAUCAGUGAGAUUUCAUCGUCAUAUUCUGCACACAGGCGGGACAACAGGAGCGUCCUCACUUCUGAAUCAAAGAGCGGUGCACUUCCGGAACGUUGUGCGGCACAAAGUCGAACACAACAGAGUGAACGUACGAACCAUCGGACUCGACUCGCGGACUCCGUAUCCAUCUUCUGUUCUUUCAAAGUGUGCUCUUAACCACGGUUGCUAGUAGGCUCUAUUCUAUGUAAUACAAUAUUCUAUGUUCAAUACUGUACAUUGCUCAGAAAAAUACAAACGGCUCAACGACUCAGUACUUAGAGAAAAAUGACAAUAUUUAUAAUUAAGUUAUAUAUUGUACAUAGAAAGGAAACAUAGUUUGCGUUUGAAUUGUAUUCUGUUCACCCUGCCUUUGUGUCCCACUGCUAGUCAUAUGGAGGUGGAAACUCGAGCGAGACUGGGACAUCGACCAACUUUGAAUGAUAUAAUUACCUCUAUUGUGUCCAAAUAAAAAAAAGAUUGUGUCGUUGUUUAAUGCAAAAAAAAAGCUUCCUAAACGAUCUGAAGGAUGUAGCUAAUGAGUAUUUUAUUUAUCGGUUAAUCUGCAUCAGUAAAACAUCAAAAAAGAGUCAAAUGUGUGCAGAAUAAUUUCCCAGAGUCCAUGAUGAUUUAUUUGGAUGUUUUGUUUGACCAACAGAUCAAAACCCAAAUCCUCACAUUAGAGAAGCUAGAACAAGUGAAUUUUAGGCCAUUAAUUUCCCGUCAAUCAACCUGUGUUUUUGCUCUAAGUUUUAUAAAAGCACAGAGAAUAAGAGGAUCAGAAAAUGCAUGUAAACACUUAAAAUAUUAUCAGAAUGAGAAUUAAACUACCACAAAAUCUGUAUUUUCUGUUUUUCUCUUUAGUGUCAUAUAGGGGUGGAAAUUAAUCAUUUUUAUUUAUGCCAAUGCCGUUAUCGAUUCUGCAUAUCGGUCCACUUCUUCAUCAAUUUCAUAACUGAUGUGGAUGUGUUUAUUAUUUUUUUCAGGGUUUCCACCUGGAAAAACCUGGAAAAGUCAUGGAAUCAGUCAAAAUCAUGCACAAUUUUAAAAAAGUUAUGGAUUUAACAUAUAUAUAGAAAUUGCUACAAUAAUCUUCUGUGGAUCUUCCACAUCGUGUAAUACUGCAGCAAAUGUAUUUUUUUAAUAUGCACUGAUGUGUAUCAUUUUUUUAACACAACGCACGUUUCUUCAUUAUCUCCCACGUUUCAUCUCUCGCUCCAGCUGAAAUGACGUUUGAAUAUGAUGUGUUUGAACGACACACACAAAAAAGAAUUGUUUUUAUGGGUCAUGGAAAAGUUUUGAAAUUUUAUAGGACCCUGUAAAGGAACCGUCAAAAAGGACCGAAUACUCACAUUUCACUUUUUUGUUUAGCUCACAUCAUUAGCAGUUAUAAUUUUCAAUUUACUGUCAUUAGAGGAGUAAAGAAACCAGAAAAUAUUCACAUUUAAGAA
Plectropomus leopardus (leopard coralgrouper) is the source of this 8234-nucleotide messenger RNA. The record is from RefSeq and is a predicted model, not a curated record. Lineage: Eukaryota; Metazoa; Chordata; Actinopteri; Perciformes; Serranidae.